UCACAGGUAUGCACUUUCCCUCUACACCGCCAGUGAGUGACACUCACACGGUGAGAGAAGGCUGUGCAGUGACGCUGUGAUGGCGACCUCUCAGAAACUAACAGAACAUUUCCUGACCUGUACAAUAUGCACAGAGGUGUUUGAUAAUCCCUGUACACUUGUGUGCAAUCACAGCUUCUGUCGAAAAUGUGUCGUCAACUACACCAAAACUAGACCAGAAGCCAUCAGUGCCAAGUCCCUUGUCUGUCCAUUCUGCAACAAGAUGACGAAAGUGUCCGCUCCUGAGAGACCAGUGGAGGAGUGGGCGGAUGACGUCAAGCCAAUCUUUAUCAUCCAGGGACUCUUGGACUUGUUUGGUCCGGCAUCUAAAGAUACAGCCUCCUGCAGCUACUGUAGAGAGGAAGGGGAGACAACUCCAGCUGUUGUUUGGUGCUCGGUCUGUGAUGAGGCACUCUGUGACAAAUGUACUGGAGCUCACAACCGCAUCCCGUCGUUACGGAAACACAAAGUCAUUGACCUCUCCGGCGAGGUCAAGGUCAGAAGAAGACACAAGGUGACAUGUAAAAAGCACAAGGACGAAACUAUCAAAUAUCUGUGUAAAGAUUGUAAGAAAGCUGUUUGUCAGACAUGCUGCACUAUCUACCACAGGAAAUGUGACUCGGUCGUCACACUCGAGUCGGAAAUGAUGGCUGUGAAGACAGAGCUGGUGAAGAUCAAAGAUACAUUGUCAAGGAGAAGACACAAACGAAACACAGAGGUGCAGAAAAAGAAAUCAGUGAUGGCAGAAGAAAUACUUCAACAUUCACAGACGGAAUCCGACAUCAAGUCUGCAAGUCUGAAGGCAAUACAAAGGAUAAAACUCAAGGAACAGAAACUUCUGGAUGAACUGAGAGAGAUAUCAGACAAACACAUCGGACAACGGCAGACAUUAAGUCAGGUGAGAUGUCAGUACAGAUGUACCAACAACAGGCUGAGCUGA
Messenger RNA from Haliotis rufescens (red abalone), 979 nucleotides. Its product is annotated as E3 ubiquitin-protein ligase TRIM56-like. Gene Ontology annotation, biological process: positive regulation of DNA-templated transcription. Lineage: Eukaryota; Metazoa; Mollusca; Gastropoda; Lepetellida; Haliotidae. Bases 80 to 979 code for a protein of 299 amino acids. The transcript is spliced from 3 exons. Gene Ontology annotation, molecular function: ubiquitin-protein transferase activity; zinc ion binding. Gene Ontology annotation, cellular component: chromatin; nucleoplasm. The record is from RefSeq and is a predicted model, not a curated record.